This is a messenger RNA of Lasiosphaeria miniovina, 1801 nucleotides long. RefSeq lists its product as uncharacterized. The record is from RefSeq and is a predicted model, not a curated record. Gene Ontology annotation, molecular function: protein binding; protein-lysine N-methyltransferase activity. Gene Ontology annotation, biological process: peptidyl-lysine monomethylation. The coding region runs from base 126 to 1574 and encodes 482 amino acids. The transcript is spliced from 3 exons. NCBI's taxonomy places the organism in Eukaryota, Fungi, Ascomycota, Sordariomycetes, Sordariales, Lasiosphaeriaceae.
GUUUAGGGGUUCGGGUUGCAACAAUGCAACUUCCAUGAACUUGAACAAAAGUCGAGUCCCUUGUUGGCCUCGAAUUCCAUUGGAUCUUGAAAAAAGUCCUCAUCAAGACAACAAGACAAGCACAAAUGCCGUCACCUAAACUCCCAAUCGAGGGGCUUCCGGUAUGGGCACAUCUCAACAACGUCACGCUAGCCAAUGUCAAAAUUGCCAAUAUCGGGGGCAAAGGCUUUGGCGUCGUUUGUGACAGCCAUCUAACGAUAGAAGCGAGUGACGAGACUUUGGAUACGCCCGCCUUGCUCACAGUGCCCCAUGGCCUCGUCCUCAAUGCCGAGGCUAUCCAGGAAUACGCCAAGGAGGACAGAACAUUUAGAGAGCUACUAGAUGCCGUCGGACAUCAGUCGGCACGAGGAGACAUUCUGUUGUUUCUUCUUGUCCAGACCGCUCUGGCUUCCAGGACCGGCCACUCUUCUGCGGGCGUCUUGAACCCCUGGACUGAAUACAUCCAGUUUCUGCCCGAGACGGUGCUGCUGCCAACUCUGUGGACCGAAGAGGAGCGGCUUUUGCUUCGAGGCACUUCCCUCGAGGCAGCCGUGUCGGCCAAGAUCUCGUCACUUGAUUCCGAGUUUGGAUCCAUCUACGAAGCCUCGUCAAACAUCCCUCGCUGGAACGAGGCUCUAUGGGAAUCCGGAGCAGUAUCUUUUCGAGACUGGAUCCUCUUGGACGCCCUCUAUCGGUCUCGCUGUCUGGAGUUGCCCAGAUCCGGAGAGUCCCUGGUGCCUUGUAUUGACAUGGUAAACCACUCAGCCGCUCCAACGGCUUAUUACGACGAAAACGCUAAAGACGAUGUCGCCUUACUUCUUAGACCCGGUACUAGCAUCUCGAAAGGCGACGAGAUAUCCAUCAGCUAUGGUGAUGCCAAGUCUGCUGCAGAGAUGCUUUUCAGCUACGGCUUCAUUGACCCCGACUCGACUGUCGAAAGUCUGGUCCUCCCUCUAGAGCCGCUCCAGGACGAUCCGUUGGCCAAGGCAAAGCUUUUCGCCUUCGGAGAAGCGCCCAAAGUCCAUGUGUCCCGGAGCAAUGGGUCGAUUGUCUGGAGAAGCCCGUUUGCAUAUUUCAUGUGCGUAAACGAAGAGGAUGGGUUGGAAUUCAGGGUUCUCCGCGAGACGCGAGAAAUGAACGUGUUGUGGCAAGGCGAUGAUGUCACGGAUCGGACGGCCGAGUUUCAAACUCUCAUCCAAAGCCAUCCACUCAGCGCCCUGUUCAGGUUGCGCGUUGUCGCAGUUGUUCAAGAGCGCCUGCAAUCUCAACUAGAUCGGGCCCAGCCCGAUGCAGAGCCCGGUACUCCGCCCACCUCGGAGCCCUCCUCAACGACAAGAGAGGCUUGUGUAAAGGCUGCACUACUCCUUCGAAAUAUCGAAAUAAUGAUACUGGAAGACACCAUAGAAGCCUUGGAAGAAGAGAAAACCACACUACUCGCCGAUGAACACGUGGUGGCUUAUCUCGGAUCGAUGGAGACUGCCGGAUCAGAUCUAGUUGAGGAAGAGGCGUCCAAUGAGGAAGACGAUUUCAGCUGAUUUGCAGCAUUCCCUGCCUCCGGAUAUCCUCGGUUUCCCACAGUAUUGGCUGCUUGGCAAAGAGAUCAGAGAAGAGGCGCGUAAGACCUUGCCAAAACAACACCGGGGAUUCAAAGAUAUGGUAUCCAAGAAGUAAGUUUCGUUAUUUGCGCUGGUUUUACUACCAAUUGGACAAUACCAAGUGUGAUCGGCAUACACAAGUCGAGAGUCUGCCAAGCGACAACAUG